This is a messenger RNA of Hemicordylus capensis (graceful crag lizard), 6206 nucleotides long. RefSeq names its product LIM domain 7 (gene LMO7). Gene Ontology annotation, molecular function: actin binding. The record is from RefSeq and is a predicted model, not a curated record. The transcript has 34 exons. Gene Ontology annotation, biological process: regulation of cell adhesion; regulation of signaling; actomyosin structure organization. Lineage: Eukaryota; Metazoa; Chordata; Lepidosauria; Squamata; Cordylidae. The coding region runs from base 257 to 5470 and encodes 1737 amino acids.
CAAGCCGCAGGAGUUGCUACCGCUAAAGAGCCAGUCAGAGGCAAGCAUUCCUAGCGGGGCGAAAAAGGAAAGCAGGGCAUGGAGGAACGAGGCCGAGGGAGGGACGGCCCAACCUGUCUGUGAGCAGUAGUAGUUCUGCUGUCUGGGCGUCGCUGUCUCCAGCAACAACAGCCAAAGAGUGCAGAGCGAAGGUUGGUUUGGAAGAGAAGAAAGAAAAGCACCUCAGUUCGGAGCGAGGCUUGUGGCUUCUCGAGCCAUGGAGGGAAGAGAAGAUGCCGAGGGAGGCUGCGACGGAGCGUUUGCCGAGGCUCGCCGAUGGGUGGAGGCAGCUACUGGGAAAAGUUUUGGAAACAAGGAUUUCCGUGCUGCUUUGGAAAAUGGAGUCCUCCUGUGUGAUCUAAUUAACAAGAUCAAACCUGGCAUCAUUAAAAAGAUUAAUCGUCUGUCAACACCAAUAGCUGGGCUGGAUAAUAUAAAUGUGUUUUUGAAAGCGUGUGGAAAUCUUGGAUUAAAAGAAGCUCAGCUUUUUCAUCCUGGUGACCUUCAGGAUUUAUCUAAUCGAGUUACUGUCAAGAAAGAAGAAACCAACAGAAGAGUAAAAAAUGUUUUGAUUACCUUAUAUUGGCUGGGCAGGAAAGCACACAGCAACCCAUAUUAUAAUGGCCCACACCUUAAUUUAAAAGCCUUUGAGAAAUUAUUAGGACAAGCCUUGACAAAGGCUCUUGGAGAAUCCAGCAGUCCCAAGCGAAGUGGGAGAGAUAGUGGGUACGGUGAUAUUUGGUACAUUGACCGUAGUGACCCACUUCCAUCAUCUACCAGCCAUAAGAGAGACGACUCCUUUGAUAGCCUAGACUCUCUUGGCUCCAGGUCUUCUGCAAGCUUUUCAUCGGAUAUAACUUUGAAAGGCAGUGAAGAUUGUGAAAGCGACAUGGAUUCUGAAACACGCAUAAAAAUGCAUGACUCCAGUAAAGACGAUAUGUCAUAUCGCAGAGUUUCCGUAAUUGAACCCAAGCCUGCUGCAGAGUUCAAUCGUUUCUUACCCAGCAAAGCCAAACCACCAAUGUAUAUGCCAGCACCCUUGAGGAAGAGGAGGACAGAGAAGAAUGAGGACAAUAGAAGAAGCUGGGCAAGUCCUGUGUUUACUGAGCCGGAUGGAACAUUUUCAAGUAAUCAGAGAAGAGCUUUGGAACAAGAGAUGGAAUGCAGGUCAACAGCUAACGUUCUUUCAGACUUAUCCAGCUAUUUUGAUGAGGAGGAGGAAGAAAAGACAAUAGGCACUCCAGACAUUGAAACAGAUGACCUUUAUGUUCGCAAAAUAAAUGCUGCUAUGCCAAACUUAAAAGUAUCCUCUCAUAAGUUUCUUCCUAAGUCUUGGACUCCAGGGGAAGAAUUGCACUGGAAAAAAGCAAAGAGAAUAUCUUUCCCCAAACAGUGGUAUAAGGAGAUUCAAGGAUUCAGCAAAAGAGCCGAUUCUGAAGAGGACAUAACAAGACUACAGCCAAGCAGUAUCAUCAAGGAUAACUUGGAUAACAGUUGCAGAGAUGACCCAAACAUCAUUAAACAGGCAUCUGGAUAUCCUGCAAAAUCGUUAUCAAAAGCUGCGGAAGGAAAAAAUACUGAUUCCUCUGAUCUGCCAAGUCAGUUUUUAUUUCUCCGGGCGCUGCAAAAAUAUUCUGAUGACUACCUGUCCUGUGAAACUAGAACCAAACUUGAUCCCACUUCAGGCCCUAGACUCAUAACAUGCAGGGGCAAAAAUUAUUUUAGGCAUGGAUGUGAUCGAAUAGACACUGAAAAUGGAUACUUUUAUCCAGAUUUGGAGAAUGAUGAUUUGUUUGUUCGUAAGACUGGUGCUUCCCACGUGAAUCCAGUAAUUCUCCAAGAGUUUGAAUACCUUAAAAAUUCCCUGAAGCAAGGACCUCACUUAGAAGGAGAAAUAGUUCUCCAGCCAAGAGAUGAUGAAUCUUUAAUUCCGGAUUUAGAAAAAGAUGAUCUGACCGUCCGCAAGGCUCAAUUACAGAAAAAAGUGGUACCCUUAUCAGGUGCCCCAGAUAGAUAUCAACCUGCUCUCUUUCCGGAUCCUUGGAGUCUUCCACCAGCAAUCCAGGCCAAAUUUCUCUGUUUGCUUGAGAAGACCACCACAGAUGAGAGAGAAAGUGGUGGGAAGAUCCUAUCAUCAUCUUUGCGACAAAAGAAAGAUGAUAUGCUAGCUCGCAAGAUAGAGCUAUUCAAUGUGGGAGUUAAUGUACAGCCAGUCAGCUUCUCUCCUAGAGCAUGCAGCAAAGAAGAUAUGGAAAAAUGGGAUGCUAUCAGAGAGGCCAGCAAAAUUAGGCACAAGAAACGGCAAAUGGUUGAAAGGUUGUUUCAAAAGAUUUCUGAUGAGCAUGGGAGUAAAUCCUUGAAUGAUGUCAGUGCAGAUGAGUUGCAAACAAUACGUCAGCUGCGUUACGAAGAGCUACAGAGAAUACGGUCCCAGCUACAGGAACAAGAUGAACAAUGGCAAGAUGAUCUGGCAAAAUGGAAAAACCGGCGCAAGAGUUACACUUCUGAUUUGCAAAAGAAAAAGGAGGAGAGAGAAGAAAUUGAACGGAGAUCUUCAGAGAGUUCUGAAAGACGCAGCAAAUCAUUGAGAGAAAUGCAGAAAGACAGGGAGGGAAGAGAUCAAGGGCUUCAUGGUGACAGUCGGCCACAAGCGGAACACAGACACAUGCAUAUGUUAGAUGACAAUGUGUUUAGUGAAGAAAAAACACUUUCAAAACCAUCAAAAGAUCACUUUGUUGAAAAUGAUGCUCCCCAGUGCUUGAAAAACAGUGAAGAAAAUGGUAAUGACAGUGAUCAGAAAAUGAAGACCUGUGCGAGAGUUGAAACUCAUAUUCCACCUAAAAGCAUGAUGGAAGAAAAGAGCCAGUUCCCUUUGUCAACCUACCAUUCAGUAAAUGCGCAAAUUGGGUCAGCUCGGGUUUCAGCUUCUCUCCCGAGAAGUUACCAGAAAACUGAUACUGCCAGGCUAACAUCUGUGGUCACACCAAGGCCUUUUGGUCUCCAUUCUAGAGGAAUUGCAUCGCUUCCCAGGUCGUUUACGAUGGAUGAUGCCCCCAAAUAUAAUGGUGAAAUAGAUGUCUCAAAGGGGGCACAGCGUACAUUCACCAGCAGUUCAUUUUCUAAGCCAGAGGUUGGGUACAGCAUAUCUUCAAGUGAUCUAUCAAGAAGUGUGGAGGAUGACCAGACUAGCACCCAGGAUUCCCCUGCAGAUAAUUCCUCUGCUUCAGUCCAAGUGACAGAUGCUGAUAGGUUUGGUCCUAAAUCAGAGCAUCAUGACUCGGUUACAGCUGCAUCUUCAUUAGCCAAAGAAAGGGACCUUCCAGAGACUGAGGUUUCAAGAGUACAAGGCCAGUACAGUGAUAUGAGAAUCAGUAUAAACCAGAGACCCGGCAGCAGUCGAAGCUUUGGGUUUACAACACACAGGAAUCCUUCUGGAGUCUUUGUAAAGUCAAUAGAAGAAGAUAGCCCUGCAGACUUUUGCCAAUUGAAUGUUGAAGAUGAAAUCCUGUCGCUCAAUGGCACAAAGGUUUUGCAUAUGGACCAGAGUCAGUGGGAGGCAGCCAUCAUCAGUGCACUAGAAACUGGAAACCUCGUUAUGGAUGUUAGACGAUACGGAAAUAAGGACUGGGGCAAAGACCUGCCUUCCCUGCCAUUUGCAAGGCACAAAAUCCUCAAUCUCACCAGUAUGGCUACCGACAUUAUAGGUAUUCCUGAAAACAAGUGGAUUGAUGCAACAUCUGGAGACCGCACUUCAGCCAAAACUCCCAAUAUAUCGGCACAAAAAGACUUGCACUACAGUUUCCAGAAUGAUAUCACAGAAACAAAAGUUAAUGGAAUGCAAGGACAUGCGAGUUCCAAUGAGCAAAAAGACACAGAACCUAUUUCUUUGAAAAACUUAAAAAGGCGAUCACAGUUUUUUGAACAAGGGUCAUCAGGUUUUUCUAACAAUUCAUGGGUCUACCUUUGUGGAGGAUCGGAGCCUGCAAUGCCUGAUCUCCCUGUUCCACCCAUAAGUGCUCCUAGCCGCUGGGCCUGGGAUCAAGAAGAAGAAAGAAAAAGACAAGAGAAAUGGCAGAAAGAACAAGAACGCCUACUUCAGGAGAAAUACCAGCGUGAGCAGGAACGGUUGAAGGAAGAAUGGAUGAAAGCUCAACAAGAGGCUGAAAAAGAAAGCUCCACAUAUGUAAAUGAGGAUCAAACUAUAUUGACAUCCAGUACUGUGUCGAUGACUGCACAAGAGCCAUCUAGCUCCAAAUGGGGAACAAAUGGAAGUGACAAGACUGACUAUUCAGAUGUCAGUAGACAAUGGGAAGAGGAAAGAGAACAGAGGAAGAAGGAAGAAGAAAGGAAAGCUCUUGAGGAGGAACAGAGACUUCAGGAAGAAAUAGCCUUACAGGCAGAACAAGAGAGGAAGCUUCAGGAACUGGACCAUAAGAGGGGACAUAAUGUUCAGGACACCACGUAUUAUGCCGAAGAGCCAAAGUAUCAGGAAAGAACAGAAUGGAAACCACCGGUGGAACAAGUCAAAGAGGUUUCUGUGCAGAGACCCCAAUAUCCAAGGCGUUAUGAAUUAUCAGGAAACUCUGAUGAGCAACUGGGCUACUUCAGUGCUGACAGAACUAAAUCCAGAUCAACUCCAGAUCUAGAUGAUCCCCAUCCCAAUAGAAAUGAUAUGAAGAACAAAUUUUCAGAGCAGUCCUGGAAUUCUGGUGAUUCACAGAAGAAAUCUCAGAAAGACCAUGGUUUGUCACCAGCUGAGCUGGAAAGACAGCAAAUCCUUCAGGAGAUGAGAAAGAAGACAUCCCUUCACACAGACAACAGUUGGAUUAGGCAGCGCAGUUCCAGCAUGCAUAAAGAGCCUGCUAAACUAUCUGGCAGUAGGAUGAGGAGAGGUGAGAGUUUAGAUAAUCUUGAUUCUUCAAGAACAAAUUCUUGGAAGCAUAAUUCUUGGAUGAACCAGUCUGCAUCGUCUACAUCUUUAUCAUCUAGUCAAGAUUCUAGACACCGCGUGCCUCCAGUGGUGUCCACCUCAAAUCGUGCCUACAGGAGCACUCCUUCUUCCAGCCUACCAUCUCCUUCAGUCAGUUCUAUGAAAACGUCAUCCUUUCCUCACACUCUGCCAUCUGCACCAUCUCCAUCUCCCUGUGGUCAGCCACCAUCAUCUCCUUCCCAGUCGGGAAUCCAACAACGCGGCAGGUCGGUCAGUGGAAAACGAGUAUGUUCAUACUGUAGAAACGUUCUGGGCAAAGGAGCAGCCAUGAUCAUCGAAUCACUUGGUCUUUGUUAUCAUUUACAUUGUUUUAAGUGUGUUGCUUGUGAGUGCGACCUUGGGGGCUCUCAAGCCGGAACUGAAGUCCGUAUUCGAAACAAUGAACUCUUCUGCAAUGACUGCUAUCUCAGAUUUAAAACUGGACAGUCAACCAUUAUGUGAUCAUACAAGCCUGAACAUGAAACCACUGCUACAGAUAGAGGAGGAAACUGCUGCUGUAGAUCUAUAAAUACAUAAUGUGUGCGUGUUUGUGGGUUUUUUGUUUUUUAAUUGUGCAUGUAGAUUAUAUAGAAAAAUUCAGUGUAUCCUUCAUUAAACUUGUGUCUAGUUUAUUUAUGAUAAAUCAGUAUAAGAAACUCUUCUGGAUUAAACAACAAACACUUUAAAAGUUAAAUGUAUAAUUCCAUCUUCAUGCACACAAGGGAGGAAAACACUUAAUGGGUAACUGAAACUGUUGGAAGCUGAUGAUCAAAUAGCUUUAAUUUCCCAGUUAUAUAUAAAGAGGCUAUUUUGUGUUUAAAGCUUCUAAAUGAGCAUUACUUAAAUAAUAUUUGUAACUGCAAUUUCUAUUUUUAUGUAUAUGCUAUAGAGUUGAGCAGAAUAUUAUGAAAUUGCAUUUAAAGGCAGACAGAGGUGGUUGCUGUCUAUAUUUCAGUUUCUAAGUUUAAGUAAUAUCCCUUUACAACUAAAAUAUAAACUUCAGUCUGUUUGCUUGAGAUUCAGUAUUUCAUUGUGCUUGAAUAGUUAAAUCCAAUCAGGAAAACUUUUGUGAGGUAUUUUCUUUUCAUGUUUAAAACACGUAGCUGCUGUUGCACCAAAAGUUAUUAAGACUGAAGAAUUUUUCCUUCUGUUAUCUUAUUUUGUAUUUGUAAAUAAAGUUGCUGAUGCCGCACUUAAA